AUGCCAUUUGGUUAUCAUUUUUUGGAUUUUUUGAAACCAUACGAUCCGUAUCAUGGUGGCUUAAUCAUAUUUUUUCGAUCAAAUUUCAAAUACAAGAAAAUUGACCUUCCAUGUUUUUCCACUUUCGAGGUUUUGGCUAUCAAAUUUUUCAUUAAUGGUAUAGAUUGGGUGUUAGUAUCUCUAUAUAGACCAAGUUCACAGCAGGUAAAGACGAUAUUUUUCCAGGAAUUGGUUUUCAUGAUGGAGCAUGUUUCAAUUUUGACUACGCGUAUUUUGUUAGCUGGUGAUUUUAAUAUACACGUUGAAAGAACUGAUGAUGCUCACACCAUUAGUUUGCUAGAGGUAUUUGAUAUGUUUCAAAUGGUAAAUAAUGUUAAUGGGUCGACGCAUGAUUUGGGGGGAAGUCUUGAUUUAAUUGUAAGCUCACUAGGAUUUCCAGUUCAGGUUUGCAAGAUUUUUCCAAGCGGUGUAUUAUCGGACCAUGGUUUGAUUCAUGCGACUAUACCAGUGACGAAAGCUGAUCCGACCGGAGAGGAGCAAUUUUGUCAGCAAUCUUCAUUUCGUUAUUUAAAACAUCAGAUUCACGAUUCACAUCUCGACUUUGACAAGGCUCAUGCAGUGGUGAAUUCAUAA
This is a messenger RNA of Helobdella robusta, 633 nucleotides long. RefSeq lists its product as hypothetical. Gene Ontology annotation, molecular function: catalytic activity. The transcript is spliced from 2 exons. NCBI's taxonomy places the organism in Eukaryota, Metazoa, Annelida, Clitellata, Rhynchobdellida, Glossiphoniidae. The record is from RefSeq and is a predicted model, not a curated record. Bases 1 to 633 code for a protein of 210 amino acids.